Messenger RNA from Caenorhabditis elegans, 2244 nucleotides. It is a transcript of the gene vacl-14, whose product is annotated as Protein VAC14 homolog. NCBI's taxonomy places the organism in Eukaryota, Metazoa, Nematoda, Chromadorea, Rhabditida, Rhabditidae. Gene Ontology annotation, cellular component: PAS complex; endomembrane system. Gene Ontology annotation, biological process: phosphatidylinositol biosynthetic process. The record is from RefSeq and is marked reviewed.
AAUGUCAGAUGGGCAAUAUGGACCAAUAUCAGCUGGAAUUAUCCGUUCGAUUACCGAUAAAUCAUAUGAAAGGCGAAAAGCGGCUGCACUUGACGUUGAAAAACUAGUCCGUGAUUUAUUCAAUAAUAAUCAACUCUCACAACUGGACAAAUGCCUGUCCGUCCUCGGAGAGCUGAUUAAUUCUGGAAAUUCGAAUCAAAGAAAAGGAGGACUUAUUGGAAUGGCUGCAGCUUCUAUUGCUCUUGGAAACAAGAAUGCACCGCCAUACACUGCAAAAUUGGUUGAACCUAUUAUUCCAUGUUUUCACGAUGCUGAUCUUCAAAUUCGAUACUAUGCUUGCGAAUCACUCUACAAUAUUGCGAAAAUUUGCAAGACAUCAGUUUUAGCACAUUUUGAAGACAUUUUUGAUGUACUUUGGAGGGUCACGGCAGAUUCUGAUCAAAACGUGAGAGGAGGAGCUGAACUAUUGAACAGACUUAUCACAGAAAUUGUCUUGUCGGAGCAAGAAUUUGACAUUGCAAUUCUAAUGUCCUUGAUUCGAGAUAGAAUUUACACUCAAACAUCUUCAAACAGAAGAUUUAUUCUUGAAUGGCUAAAUACUAUCGACUCGGCACCAUUCUUCUCUUUUUGCAAUUAUAUUUCAGAGAUUUCUGAUGGAUUAUUCAAAAUGCUCGGAGAACAAGCUCCAGCAGUUCGAGAUCUCUGUGAAACUGUUCUUGGGAACUUUUUGACUGCUAUCAGAUCUAAACCGGAAUCUCUCAGUUUGGAAGAUAGAAUUCAAAUGAUCAAUGUGCUCGUUGUGCAUACUCAUGAAAAUGAACCAUUUCUCGCAAGGAAACUCUCGUUAAUCUGGCUCGAGGAAUUUGUGAAACUCUACAAAACUGAUCUCCUAGUGAUGCUGUCUACAUGUCUCGUGGGAAUUCUUCCGUCAAUUGUGGAAACAGAAUUGAAAGCGGAUGCUGUAAAUCGAUUGCUGAUGGCAUUGGUUGGUGAAGCCAAGUUGGAGCAGGACAUCCUCGACAAAACGAUCGAGGUAUUGCUGAAAUAUAUCAAGUACGACGUCGUGGAGACUAGAGUCACCGUAUUAAAUUGGAUUCGACACCUGCAUAGUUCAAUGCCCGGUCAACUCUUCGUUCAUAUGCAUCAAAUAUUCCCUGUUCUUCUCAACACGCUUUCUGAUACAUCGGAUGAAGUACUUCUUCUGGAUCUUUUCCUCAUUUCUAACAUCUGUCAAUCAGAAUCUGCUCCGGAUCAGGUAGACGUGUCAACAUUUGGAUUAAAUGAAACCGAACUGAAACAAGUUUCCCACAUAUCGCCAUUCCUCAUAAAGUUUGUGCUGAGCCUGUUGGAAAUGUUUCGCACUGAGCCAACAUUACUUCGCGAAAGAGGUGUACUCAUCAUCAGACAAUUGUGUCUUCUUCUUGAACCUGCUCAUAUUUAUCGUGUGAUUUGUGUUCUCUUGGAACGUGAAUCGAAACAUAACUUUGCACAGGAAAUGGUAUCAACUCUUCAUGGCGUUCUACUCACUGCCACCGAACUUUUCAUUUUGAGAGAUGAACUGCGUGCUCUCUCCAACGAAUCUUCCCGAUCAUUAUUCGAAUGCAUUUUCCGUGUUUGGUCAAAUCGUCCGAUUGCUCUUUUGGGACUGUGUCUACUGUCACAACAUUAUCAACAAGCGGCUGAUAUUGCACUUCUUCUUUCUCAAGUUGAUAUCACAGUUGAUGUACUACUGGAGAUUGACAAACUUGUGAACCUUGUCGAGAGUCCUGUUCUCGCUUAUGUUCGUAUGGACCUUCUUUCGUCAAUUCAUCGCCCUCCACUAUGCACAGUUUUAUCAGCUCUUUUGAUGCUUCUCCCACAAUCUGAAGCAUUCGUCACCCUACAUAAACGUCUUCAGGCAGUUCCGGCACUAGUGUCUAUUGAUAACUCUCCGUAUGCUCCAAAAGUCCCACCAUGCAGAAUCGACUUCCCACCAUUAAUGCUCCAUUUCAAAGCAGCUCUUGCUCGCCGUCAAACCGAAGUUCGCUCACGUCACAGGGAUCUUUUAUCGGGAGUUGUUACCCAAAUGAAAAAUGUAAAAAUCUAAUUAUUUUUGUAUCUUUUCAAGUUUCUACUAUUUAUUUCUUAAUUUAUAUUAUUGCCCCAAAAAUGUGAUAUAUUGCCAACUUGUAUUGUAAGAGGGUAAAUAUGUGAUAGUAUAUGCUCCCACUCGUUAAGUAUUUGUCAAAUAAAGCGUACUCAAUA